Molecule: messenger RNA, 402 nt
Organism: Emericellopsis atlantica
Lineage: Eukaryota; Fungi; Ascomycota; Sordariomycetes; Hypocreales; Bionectriaceae
Exons: 1
Coding region: 1-402 (133 amino acids)
Cellular component (GO): kinesin complex
Molecular function (GO): protein binding
Source: RefSeq, a predicted model, not a curated record
AUGGCCAACCUGGCGGCGACAUACAGGAACCAGGGCCGGUGGGAGGAGGCAGAGACGCUUGAGGUGCAGGUGAUGGAGACUCGCAAGACGAAGCUUGGGGCGGACCAUCCCUCUACGCUGACAAGCAUGGCCAACCUGGCGGCGACAUACAGGAACCAGGGCCGGUGGGAGGAGGCAGAGACGCUUGAGGUGCAGGUGAUGGAGACUCGCAAGACGAAGCUUGGGGCGGACCAUCCCGAUACGCUGACAAGCAUAGCCAACCUGGCGUCAACAUACAUGAACCAGGGCCGGUGGGAGGAGGCAGAGACGCUUGAGGUGCAGGUGAUGGAGACUCGCAAGACGAAGCUUGGGGCGGACCAUCCCGACACGCUGACAAGCAUGAACAACCUCGCCCACACUUAG